Messenger RNA from Lodderomyces jiufengensis, 3336 nucleotides. RefSeq names its product DNA repair protein (gene SMC6). Gene Ontology annotation, molecular function: single-stranded DNA binding; damaged DNA binding. Gene Ontology annotation, biological process: double-strand break repair via homologous recombination. NCBI's taxonomy places the organism in Eukaryota, Fungi, Ascomycota, Pichiomycetes, Serinales, Debaryomycetaceae. Bases 1 to 3336 code for a protein of 1111 amino acids. The record is from RefSeq and is a predicted model, not a curated record. The transcript is spliced from 2 exons. Gene Ontology annotation, cellular component: site of double-strand break; Smc5-Smc6 complex; nucleus.
AUGGCAACUACUUUAAAACGACAUAGGGAAGAUGAUGCUUUCAAUCUGGAAAGUUUAACGGAUUCAUAUAUGCCACCUUCACAACAAAUUACACUGUCAAUGAUGAGACCGCAAAAAAGACGGGCCAAAAUGACACAAAUAAAUGAAGAUGAAGAAGAUGAUGGAGAAGACGAAGAAUCAGAAACAGAAUCAAUUGAUGAAGAUGAAGAUAAUUCAGCUACAGAAGAAAUUAUUGGUGAAGAUUUUGAAGCACCAGCUCAAGCAGGUAUUAUAGAAAAAUUAAGCUUGAAAAAUUUUAUGUGUCAUGAUUCUUUUGAAUUAGUUUUGGGACCACAGAUCAAUUUCAUUAUUGGUAGAAAUGGUUCUGGUAAAAGUGCAAUUUUAACUGGUAUAUCAGUAGGAUUAGGUGCAAAAGCAAAUGAUACAAAUAGAGGUAGUUCAAUAAGAGAUUUAAUUAAAGAUGGUAAAUCCACAUCAAGAAUAAGCAUUACCAUAAAGAAUGAAGGACCAAUGGCUUAUAAACCAGAAGAAUAUGGAAAAAAAAUUAUUAUUGAAAGAAAAUUAGUAAGAGUUGGUUCAAAUUCUUAUGCAAUUAAAUCUGAACUGGGUAAAACUGUAUCACUGAAAAAAGCAGUUUUAGAUGAUAUGCUAUAUAAAUUUAAUAUUACAGUUGAUAAUCCAUUAGCAUUUUUGUCACAAGAUAAAGCAAGAGAAUUUUUAACUACAGCUACUGCUAAAACUAAGUUUGAAUAUUUUAUGGCUGGUGCAUAUAUUAAUGAUAUACAUGAUAAUUUAGAUAGCACUGCUAGAAAUAUCAGAGAUAUUGAUAGUAGGAUUGAUCAAUCAAAAAUUUAUCUUUCAGAUUGUGAAACAAGUUAUAAAAAGACUAAAAAAGUAUAUGAGACUCAUAGAAAAAAUGAUCAUCUUCGAAAUAAAUUGGAGAAUAUUGCUGGUAAAGUUUAUUGGUUUAAUGUUGAAGCUAUUGAAAAGAAAAUGAAAGAAUGUCAUGAUAAUAUUCUGGAAGCUGAAAAUAAAAUUCAAGAAGCUAGAGCUCAAAUGGAAUUUGCUGAUGAAGAAAUAAGAGCUAAAGAUUCUGAAAAACAACGAUUAACGGAUGAUGUGUUACAAAUACAAAAUGACUUCGAUUCAAAAUAUCAAGAGUAUGAAGAUGCUAAAGACGUUAGAGAGUCAAUGAAACAUCAAAUUAAAAUGCAAAAUGAAGAAAUUGCUAAACAUGCAAGAGAAAUUAAAAACAUUCAGGAAGAUAUAGAAUAUACUCAGCGAAAACUAGAUGAAGAAAGAACAAAAAUCGAAGCAGAACAAGGCGGAUCAAAAGAUCAUAUGAGAGAAGAAUUAGCUUUAGUUUUUGAAGAUAUCAGAAAAUGUGAGGAUAAAUUAAAAGAAAUUAGCGAAUCAAUUAGAAAUCUCGAAAGAAAUCCUGAUUCAAGAUUUGAAGAAUUAACUAGUUCUAGAAGACAAGUAGCAGAAGGUAUACAAGAACUCAAACAACGUCAAGUAAAUUUGGAAAGGGAACAAAAUUCUAAAUACACUCCAUGGGGAGCUAAUCGUAUGCAAGACAUAUUUAAGUCUAUUAACAGUUUACAAUGGUCUCAAAAACCAAUUGGUCCACUUGGUAGUUUCGUUGUUGUAAAGAGGCAAUACGAUGAAUGGAAACGAUUACUCGAUGGUGCUUUGAGUAAACAAUUGGAUUCAUUUAUUGUUGCUAAUAAUCAAGAUAGGGUCAAGUUGGCCAAAAUUUUGAAGGAUAAUGGGUUAUAUUGCAAUAUUAUUGUAAGAAGAACUGAAAAGUUUCAUUAUGAAAGUGGUAAAGCGAGAGGAACAACUAUUUUGGAUAUGGUAGAAGUUAGUGAUGAAGCAGUAUUAUACGCUUUGAUUGAUCUUAGUGCAAUUGAAAAAACCAUUAUUGCUAACUCCUUUAAUGAAGCUAAAGAAUUAAGUAUAAGACCAGAUGUGUAUAAUGUUUUGAUUCAAUUUAGCGAUACUUCGGGGUCAAGAAUCAGUGAUUAUAAUGGUUUUCGACUGGAUCCAAUUAAUUACUCUGGGAAAAUGCCUAAAUUUGGAGCUUCAAAUAAAGAGGAAUUGUUAGAAGAUAUCAAACUCGACAUUCAUAGAGAAAAUCAAAAAUUGAAUAACAUCGAAAGACAAAUGAGGGAUGAAAAAAGAAUUUUUGAAGAAGAACGUACUAAACUAAAUGGUAAAAAAAGAAACUUAAGUCAAGAAUUAGCAAGAUUGAAAAAAAAUAGAACAGAGUUGGAAGAUAAAAUUGAUAAAGAAAUUGAUCAGAGUAUAGCAUUAAAAUAUGAACUGAAAAUUGAAGAAGAUAAAUCACAAAUUGAAAGAUUAGAAGGUUUAAAUCAGUCACUUGCAGAAGAUAUUGAACUGAAAAAAGGUAACUAUCAAGAAUCAAGAGAUAAUCUUAAUAUUUUGAAACUGUUAGUUAAUGAAAUGGAUCAAAAAAAAUAUGAUGCAACUAAUAAAUUAGAAGAACUUAAAGAGUAUAUUAGAAUUUUGGAAGAUAAAAAGAAGAAAACUGCAUAUAUUGAAACUGAACAACAAACAAUUAUUGAAAACAAUAGAAAAUUACUUGGUAGAGGUGAAGGUAAAUUACUCGAGUCCAUAACAAAAGCGAGAGAAUUUUGUAAUAGAGAAGAAGUUGAAAUUACUGAAGAUGAUACUCAACAAUCUAUAGAAGCUGAAUACAAAGAUAUUCAAUAUCAAAUAGAAGAAGCUGAAAGAAAUUUGGGGACAUCUUUGGAGGUAGUUAUAGCUGAAUUAAAAUUAGCUCAAUCUAAGAGAGAUAAUGCAAGAGAUAAUCAUCAACAUCUUGAAUUUAUUCAUCACAGAUUAGAAGAAGAAAUAAGCAUAAGAAUAUCAUUUUUAAGUACAACUAUAAGUCAUGCGGUCAAUUUAGCAAGACGUACAUUUGAAGAUGCAAUGGAAUUAAGAGGUUUCAAAGGAUCAUUAAAUAUGAAUUUUGGUGAAAGAUCUUUAGAACUUUUAGUUAAAACAAAACAAGAUGAUAAAACACGUACAGUUGAAUCAUUAUCAGGUGGUGAAAAAUCAUAUACACAAAUUGCCCUUUUAUUAUCAAUUUGGCAAGCUAUGAAUUCUAAAAUUAGAGGUUUAGAUGAAUUUGAUGUUUAUAUGGAUUCCAUAAAUAGAUCAAUUAGUAUUAAAUUAUUACUUACUGAAUUAGGAAGAUAUCCUAAAUCUCAAAGUAUAUUUAUAACACCACAAGAUAUUGCAGUUGUUGGAGAUUUAACUAGUUCUAAUGUUAGAAUUCAUAAGAUGUCUGAUCCAAGAAGUGAUAAUUAG